CAUCAAAAUACAACAACUUCAGAUUAAGGUAGUUGAGUAAUUGACUGCACUUACUAUUGAAAAGGAAGCUGCUGGUGUCUUGAAAAGCCUAUACACCAUCCUCACAAUGGUUGGCCCAGUGAGGUCCAGGCGUGGAGCGCAGAGGUCGACUACAACGUAUGGCUACAGACGAGCCUUGAAAGAUAUUCGUCAGCCUGGGAAAAGAGCAACGCCCGAGGACAGAAAUGGAUACAAGAAACUGCUUGAAGAACUUCGUAAACGUGAAGACCACCUCACCAAGGUGAAGCCAGGAAAGAAAAAUGGGAAGGAUGACUCCGGAGAGGACGAAGAAUAUGAAGUUGAGAGAGUCCUUGAUUCACGUGUCAAGGACGGGGAGCUCAAAUUUUACGUCCUGUGGGAGGGAUUUUCGAUAGAGGAGGCUACAUGGGAACCGCGCUCUAACUUGGAGAAUUCGACGGAAGCUAUUGAUGAAUAUUUCGAUGCUCAUCCUGGCAACCCUGGUGGACCUAAGGCAAACAAUCGCCUCGGCCGUCCAUCUCUGAAGGCGGCUGAGAAAACAUCAUAGGCUAAACAGACAUUCUAACCUCCGUAUGUCUGCUGGCAUUACUGUUGCCUGCUGCCUGCUGCCUGCUGCCUGCUGCCUGCUGCCUGUUG
Pseudogymnoascus verrucosus is the source of this 654-nucleotide messenger RNA. RefSeq lists its product as uncharacterized. The coding region runs from base 107 to 565 and encodes 152 amino acids. The transcript is spliced from 3 exons. Gene Ontology annotation, molecular function: chromatin binding. The record is from RefSeq and is a predicted model, not a curated record. Gene Ontology annotation, cellular component: pericentric heterochromatin. Gene Ontology annotation, biological process: negative regulation of transcription by RNA polymerase II; chromatin organization. NCBI's taxonomy places the organism in Eukaryota, Fungi, Ascomycota, Leotiomycetes, Thelebolales, Thelebolaceae.